This is a messenger RNA of Chlamydomonas reinhardtii, 1546 nucleotides long. RefSeq lists its product as uncharacterized. The record is from RefSeq and is a predicted model, not a curated record. The transcript has 2 exons. NCBI's taxonomy places the organism in Eukaryota, Viridiplantae, Chlorophyta, Chlorophyceae, Chlamydomonadales, Chlamydomonadaceae. The coding region runs from base 342 to 722 and encodes 126 amino acids.
AAACUCAUUCAUGCAAAGCAGGCUUCUGUUCGCGGGGAGUUCGCCCCAGAUCCUCAAGGCGAAGGCUCUCCCCGUGCCGUGCCGCGUAGUAAAGGGCGAAAAACGCCACGGACAUUGUAUUUGUAGCCCUUUACUACGGACUGAAGGGCGGACAUCGUUCCGUGGCCUCCUUCCUGGCCUCGGCUCUACAACGUCAUGUUCGCUUGUGCGUGUUGCGUUUUUUCAAGCACGUCAAUAAUCGACCGCCCCACAACAGCGAGCGCGGCCGGCGGGGUUUAAUCCUCACGCCCGCGUACCUUGUUUGGUUUGGUGUCGCUGCUACGUACGGGGCGGUUGGAACGAUGUCGGUGGCGUUUGUCGCCCUUAGCGGCGACAGCAGCGGCCAGCAAGGCGCUCACCUGGGGCCCAAAGACGCGCAGCUCCACGAGCUGCGCUCUGGUUGCGGGAAGGCGAGCUGCGUGCUAUCGUACGACGGUGUGCACGAUGGCCUGUUCCGCUACAGCAGCCGCUCGUUCUUCAGCCUCCGCCACAUGUACACGUAUGCGGACCAGCUCAUUGGCAGCGGCAUGAAGGUGGAGGCAUAUGCCAAGUCGCAGCAGCGCCUCGUGGCCACCACGCUGCCGCCAGACGCCCAGCGGCCGCAGCACUUCACGGCAGUGCUCGUAUCUUCCUUCUUUUCGACAGAUAAGAAAUUUCUUAUUCUUAAGUCCAAAAAUCUGUGAAAACGCUUCAGGUUUUGGGGGGUCUUUCUGAGAAUCGCAGAAGACAUUUUGGGGCAGGGGUUCGGGGUGUCCAACUCGGCGGUUAGCUGUCGGUUGCCACCGACAUUUGGUCCCGCCGACCCCCCUGGAAGUGGGCAGGCUGAGCCCGCAGUGCGCCGGGCGAAUACCUAUGACAACUUAGACUUAUAAUACGUCGCGCGGCAUCCCCCAAAGCUGUGGCGGAGUAUCGCGCAUUCUCAAAGCAUGGAUGUUGGCCUCAAGCCCCAGGCGCGAGCGCCGGCCGCCCGGUAUCGCCCCAGAACGUUAACUUGCGGACCCUGAGGCCCGGCGGGAGCGCAUACGGGCUGUCUUGGGGGGUUUCUGUCACUUGUCCGGGUCCAAGGCAAGGGCGACUGAGGUUCUCCAGGAUCUACGGCCGUGUCCUGCUGGCACCAUGGGGGCACACCACGAUAGGCCAGCCUUCUACCAGGGUAGUCAUGCCGUGGGUGAGUGAGCAUGAUGAGCGUGGGUGAGGGCGCUGGGGUUUGGCGUGGGGAUGGGCCACGAUUUGCCAUGGAGCCAUGGAGCCGGUGCCUGCUUCAGCAACGUCGUGUUAACAUGGCAACAGCAACCGCACCCCGCACGCUGCAACAAUGGCACAUCCCGUGCGGCAGAAUAUAUUGCUAUGUCGGAGGCGGGACGUAGGCUGGGGGCAACAGCAACCUCACCCCGCACGCUGUAACAAUGGCACAUCCCGUGCGGCAGAGUAUUUUGCUGUGCCGGAGCCGGAACGUGGGCUGGGGGCAACAGCAACCUCAUCCCGCACGCUGUAACAGGGCAAGCCU